UACUUUCUCUUAUUUCUUACCACAUGCCUCAAACUUUGACAUGUUGUCACUGGGGUCCUAGAACAGCUGCUGUCCUUCCUAGCCGGCCACACAUCUAAACCACUACUGGGCGCUGUCGGAAGGAGUGGGUGUGUUUCUGCGUGUCUAGCCUCCCACUUGUCAGUCUCUUUGGGAAGGAGGCACCGUAGGAAGGCAUGUCCACAAACUCCUCCUCCCUCAUUGCUCUUUUUUACACACAAGCAAACCCAGCUUCUGUUAUGGCAUGGGAUGCACGCUGGCAUUUACCAAAGACCCGUGGCAUGCCACUCUCCCUGACAGCGCCUCCCUGCCUCUUCAGGAGACUGACCUAGCUGAGGGCAGACUGAAAAGGACCGUGGCAAACCCACUCUCAAAUCAGCAAGACAAAGUUGAGGGGGAAACUGCUGAACAUGUAAGAUACCAAAGGUCCAACCAGAUAACAACGAGCUGAGGAACUGAAGAGAAGAAAUGAUGGAAAGGCAAAACGGUAAUCUCUCAUCUCAUAAAACAGCUGAGAAUGGAAUUAAAGGGAAGCCCCCAUACUCAGUGGAAACUCCUUAUGGUUUCCGACUCGACCUGGACUUCUUGAAAUAUGUCGACGACAUCGAGAAAGGGAACACCAUCAAAAGAGUUCCAAUUCAGCGCAGAAGCAAGGGACCCCGUGCAAGCACUCUACCCAGGAACCUCAACCCUUCUGGGUGUGGCUACCGCCCGAGCCCCUGGGGAUCCACUGGAGCCCUUGGCCCCAGGUCUCGUGUGUCAGAUGCUCAUCAUCAUGGCUACACAUCUUGGGCAUUAAAUCACAGGCGGCCCCUCUCUCCCACAGGGCUACAGUCUCUGGCAGAGAUGGAGGCCAGAAUCAAGGAGUUUGAUGAGCAACCUCUUGGGGAACACAUCAGACCUCAUCUCCUCCGUGCCUCCAGUCUGCCUCUCACAGUGUUACUAAGACAGGGGUCGGAGUCCACAGAUGAUGCUGGGAGCCUGCGGAGCUCGAGGGAUUACCUCGAAGGAAGAAACACCUCAUGUGAGGACGUCUUCUACUCUCCAGACAGCCCUCGCCCACAGGACUCCUCGGGGCUGUUGAGGCGCCUGACUGAGGCCCUUGAACGUGUUGGGGAGCUGGAGAAUGAGAUGAGGGUCAUUCCAGAGCUGAAGGCACAGAUCUGUAUCCUCCAGGAGGAAAGGGAAAGGCUUCGUCUUGGCUUGAGUCAGCAUAUUCAUCACUCCUCAAUGAAUGGAACCACAGACUCUUAUUACAGCAAAGUGGACACCAAGAGGCCUCGGCAUGAAAGUCACGUCAUGUUUCCCAGUGUCACGUUCCAAGAUGAAUCAAAUUCGACACAUGAGUGGAGGACAAGUACAGAUCUGGACGAGCUGCUGACGGUGACCUCCCUGCAGGCCAAAGUAGCUGUACUUGAGCAGAAGCUCCAUGAGACUGGCCUGGAGCUCCAGAGAGCAUUAGGGAUGCUGAGAGAGCAGCAGGACGAGAGCAGGAGAAAAGACGAGAAGAUAGAGCAGCUUAUCAGAAAUCCUGCUGUGUGGGUCCGUGCAGAGCGGGUGGUUGUGGAUCAGGAUGGAGAUGAGAGUGUGGUAAGACCCACUGAACAAGCUCAUAAUCAAGUGUCCUCCUUCAUCAGCACGGGAACUGUUACCACAAAUGGUCAAAGACGUCGGGAGCAGGACUCGGUCUUCAGUUCAAAAUCCACAGAGAGAAGUCCACUAAUGCCUGUGGAACCUGCUGAUUCAGAUGAGGCUACAGACACAGCGGUGGUCUUCCACCACAUAAAGAAGAUCAAGAGUCUCUUGGAGCAGCAGUGGGAAUGUUUGUGUGCAGGGACUGAAUCAGCUGAAGUGGGUAAACCCCUAAAGCACCCAGAUCCCAAAGUCAACUCUCUGCAGCAGGAGAUGAUGGGGCUUGUUGGCAUCCUCGCAUCCAACUACAAACAGUACGGACACGGUGAUGGAGGGAAAGUUAAACAUGGAGCCCCUGAAUCCAUCCCAGAGACAGACGGAUGUGCCCGGACGUCAAAAAGCCUUCAUUCUGAGGGUGUUAAUGAAGGAUGGAAAAUUGCUGCAAGUGGAAAUCUGGUUGGUCAGGACAGUGUUAACCAGAGUGUUCAUGGUCCGGAGCGCAACACUGGCCCCAGGGAGAUGGCAGCUGCCCGGGUGGGUCCGAACCCAGAGAAAAGGGGGACGGAGGGGAAGAGGCAAACGGGUCCAGACAGUCUGAUGAUAUCAGUAGGAACAGGAUCGGAACAGACAGAUGGAAGCGUAGCGUCUGUGGGAGCUGACGUUCGAGAGAAAAGUGCCAAGUUGAAAGCGUGGCCCCCAGGAGAACAGAUGGAGGGGAAUUCUGGCUCAGAAUCAAUCACCAGGGGCAGAGAGUCAGUCAGUGCAGAUUUUAUCACUGCUUGUCACUUCCUCAAAGACCACAUGGACAACAUGGAUAACCCCAAUGAUGAUAUGAGGAAAGCCCUGGUCGUGUUGUUCCAGCACUGGUUCAGUGCGGCAGCAGAAGAGGUGUCUGUGGCCAGCAGGGUGGCUGCGUACCUGAAAGAAGUCAAGAAGGCAACGCCCUCUCUGCUGGCCUUCCUGGUCAACCUGGCAGACGACAACGGCAACACAGUGCUGCAUUACAGCGUAUCCCACUGCAACUACAGCAUCGUCAGCCUGCUGCUGGACACAGGUGUGAGCGAUGUGAAUGUUCAGAACAACUCUGGCUACACACCAGUGAUGCUGGCCUCACUGACAACCCCCGAUGGGCCCGGUGGGAUGGAGGUUGUCCGCAAAUUAAUGGAGCUGGGCAACAUUAACGUUCGCUCCAGCCAGACGGGCCAAACAGCUCUGCACUUGGCAGUGAGGCACGGCCGAGUUGUGAUGGUUCGCCUGCUGCUGAGCUGCGGGGCGGACGCCAACAUUCAGGACAUGCAGGGAACGACGGCCCUGAUGUUCGCAUCUGAGAGGGGCCACACACACAUCGCGAGGCUGCUGCUGGAGAGAAGCCAGUGUGACCUCAUGCUGACUGACAAGCGAGGUCAAACUGCACUCUCUGUCGCCAUGCAAGGUUCCCACACGGACACAGCGGCUUUGCUAAAGGCCCACGCUAAAGCUCGAGCUCUGUAGACCUGGGAAACUAGAAGAUCUGCAGACCUCCUCACGCAUGGCCUUUUCUGUCUACAACACUUUCAUACGCAGGCUGAAUCGCUUCUUUCGUGAUGUACUGUAUUCUGGACUUCUGCAUGAGCAUUAGCUUUAGAUGUGGAUUCUACAUCAUCAGUAGAGUGAGGCAAAGCUUAGAUGGGUGUGAGAUGGCGCCACGGUCGAUGGUGCACUAAAGAGUGAAUAUGUUUUCUAUCGUUUUUGUUGAUGUUCAUAGUUAUCUCUGAUCUUUGCACAUCCAAGUCGCAGCUUAACUCUACAAACUAUGCAACUGAGAAAAUAUUUAUUAUGAUCUGUUUGUUGUAUUGAUCACAUUACUGUUAAACAUAUCUAAAGGUUUGUGCUUAAAAAAAAUAUCUAUUUGUUUUUAAGGGAAACUUAGAGUUUACAAGAGUUUUGCUGCAACAAAGUGCCUUUCAAAAUAAAAUGCUUGCAAAAGACUCGUCCCAUGCUGCAUGCCAGUCAAAUUUUAGGAAAUUAACGGUGCCAAUAAACCAACCUGUUUGACUCACUAGUAA
Messenger RNA from Mugil cephalus (flathead mullet), 3695 nucleotides. RefSeq names its product KN motif and ankyrin repeat domain-containing protein 4-like. Gene Ontology annotation, molecular function: protein binding. The record is from RefSeq and is a predicted model, not a curated record. The transcript is spliced from 10 exons. Gene Ontology annotation, biological process: negative regulation of actin filament polymerization. Gene Ontology annotation, cellular component: cytoskeleton; cytoplasm. NCBI's taxonomy places the organism in Eukaryota, Metazoa, Chordata, Actinopteri, Mugiliformes, Mugilidae. Bases 487 to 3141 code for a protein of 884 amino acids.